AUGAUUUCCAACAUUUUCAAAGUCAGAAAAUAACCGCUCAUACAAGAAGGCCAAUAGAGCAUUUCUUUGGGCAAGUUGGUCAAAUUUUCUCAUUAUGAAACAAUUUUCAAGUAUUCCUUCUUUAUUGUUCUAUGUAAGUUAAACAUUUAUAGGUCAUAGUUGUCAUUUCCUUGUAUAGCUUGGACGUGAUACAAUUUCAGCAAUUCCUUAAAGAGAAAAACCUAAGAAGAUUUGAUUGGACUGAUCUGAAAUGGUUGAUUGUAGGGUUAAUCCUAAUUCAUGUAAAAUUAAUUUUUAAAAUAAUUAAGCUCACUAAGGAAAUCAAUGGACAUUUGGUGUUUGAUUAUGUUGCGAAAUCAUUAGACAAAAAAUAUGUUGGUUUGGACAGACAACUCAGAGUGUAAAAAAUAGUUAAAUGGAUUUAUGAUACUUUUUACUAUUCAGUAGCUACUAUAUUUGCAUAUGUAGUUUUCAAAGAUGAGAAGUGGUUUCCUACACAAUUAGGAGGCACCCAAUUCACAGAAACUAUGUAUGAUUUCCCCAAUAUGCCUGAUGUACUACUAUUAUACUCAUUCAUAUUAGAACCCUUGGGUUCCAUUCUAUUACAUGAUUUAAACCGCAAGUCAUAUCCAUGCUCUAUUAUUACUGAUGUUCCAUGGUACGAAGAUAGAAUUGAAGUAUUGGGAAUAUUUACUACACCAUUUUCUAGCUGUAAGUCUGCUUUACUUUUCAACAAUUUAUAAUUGCGAAAGUAUUGGUGUUGUGGUUUUGGUGCUCCAUGACAUAAGCGACAUCUUUCUGGCUUACGGUAGAACCUAUGCUGACAUUGGGAAGAAUAAGAUCCUGGUCUAUGUGAGUUUCUCAGCCAUACAAAUCUCUUGGUUGUACACCAGAGUCUAUGUAUUCCCUAUUAAGAUAUAUGACAUCAUAGUAUAUCAUCCAGGAUUUUCACUUUACUGGUAUCAAUUCAAUUCUAUGAUCGUAGGGAAAAUACAAAACAUGCCUUGUACAAUCAAGUGGGUUUGAUGAUAGUGUUAUUUGGAAUGCACAUUUAUUGGACAAUUUUUAUGAUUAAAGUAGGCAUUGGAAUCUUUUCAGCUGGUAAAUAUAAAAAUGUCUAUGAUAACAGAGAAAAUAAAUUAGAUCACAAGAAGGAAAACUGAUUUAUAUCGUAC
Paramecium octaurelia is the source of this 1175-nucleotide messenger RNA. NCBI's taxonomy places the organism in Eukaryota, Ciliophora, Oligohymenophorea, Peniculida, Parameciidae. The record is from the annotation of a GenBank genome assembly.